Messenger RNA from Petromyzon marinus (sea lamprey), 1940 nucleotides. Lineage: Eukaryota; Metazoa; Chordata; Hyperoartia; Petromyzontiformes; Petromyzontidae. The record is from RefSeq and is a predicted model, not a curated record.
AUGGACCUGCGCGCGGAGGAGGCCCGCUCGCGCCUGCUGGGCAAGUACGAGGAGCUCCUGCGGGCCAUCUCGGCCGAGCGGGACGAGGCCCUGCGUGCCACGGACCGCGAGCGCGACCGCGGCUUGGCCCAGGCGGCCCGGGGCCUCGCGAGGUGCCAGGAGGCGCUGGGAGGGGUCCGAGCGGCCCUGGCGGCGGUCGCUCGGCUCGAGGGCACGCGGGGGCACGCCGCCUUCCUGCUGAAGUGCACUCAAGAAUGGCAGAGCAUCGCGGAGUUCGUGGCCACGCCCAUGGAUCCCCCGCAGGGCCCGAGCCUCUCGCUGGUGACGGUGGUGCCGCUGGAGCGGCGUCUGGACGAGAUGCUCGCCUCCUGCGGGGCAUCUCGCGCGACUGCUGCAGCUUCCUCCCCUUCGUCGCGACCUUGCGUGGCGGCUGGGCCGCCGAUGGCCUCAGGAGCGGCCUCGCAGCAGCAGCAGCAACAUCGCCCCCCCUCCUCCUCCUCCUCCUCCUUCUCCUCCUCUUCUUCGGCGGUCAGAGAAAAACUCAACCAGCUGAUGCUGAACCCUGGCCCUCCGUCCACGCGCCCGGCAGCGGCUCCACCGCCAUCGUCGCCGCCCGGUCCCCGAGCCCCGAUGCAGCACCAGAGGGCCUUCCCGGCCGCGCCUCCAAUGCCAGGCGAGGCCCCGGCGUCGGACGGGAGGCCGCCCAGAAUGGUUCCCCGCGAGCCGCAGCCGCCGCUGCCGCCUCAGCGGCCCGCAGCGGCGCCCGACGAGGACUACGUGAUUCCGCUGGGGCCCUCCGAGCCGUCGCCGCCGCCGCCGCUGCUGCCCAGAGUCGCGGUCGGGCAGAACCAGAACCGGAACCAGCGACCGCGACUCCCGGUGCCGGCGAAGCCGCAGCCGGAGCAGCCGCAGGGGGUCGCAUCCGGCUUCGAUGUUGCCAAACCCCCCAGCAGGAACGACCUCAUUAUGAACUACGGCUUCUCCCCCACCCUGAACCCCAACUCGGCGUCGCCUCGCCUCCAGCUCUCGCGCGACCUCCGCUCGGCCAAGCGCGUCGCCUACCCGCAGCAGCUGGCGCCCCACGCGGAGCGUUUCGACAGCUGCCCGCAGGUCCUCGCCGCCCAGAGCCAAUUCUCGGGCCGCCGCUACUGGGAGGUCAAGGUGGAGUGGGCCCGGUGGUGCACCGUCGGGGUCGCCUACGGCAGCGCGCCGAGGAAGGGGCCGAGCGACUCCUGCGGCCUCGGAGCGGCCCCCGCCGUCUCGUGGUGCCUGGAGAAGGACCGGGAGGCCUGCGUGGCGCGUCACAACGGCGCCAGGGUGCCCGGCGGCGGGGCGAGGGCCAAUCGGAACCUCAGGACCGUGGGGGUGUUCCUGGACUGGGACGCGGGGAUCCUGGCUUUCUACGACGCCGACUGCAUGGAGCUGCUGCACGCGUUUCAGCACAGCUUCACGGAGCCUCUCUACCCGGCGCUUGGCAUCAACCGUAACGACGACUCGGUGAUGGUGCUCAACCUGGGCUCCUAGAGGGGAGUGAAAGGGGGAAGCGGGCUGCACGCGUUUCAGCACAGAUUCACGGAGCCUCUCUACCCGGCGCUUGGCAUCAACCGUAACGACGACUCGGUGAUGGUGCUCAACCUGGGCUCCUAGAGGGGAGUGAAAGGGGGAGCGGGCUGCACGCGUUUCAGCACAGAUUCACGGAGCCUCUCUACCCGGCGCUGGGCAUCAACCGUAACGACGACUCGCUGAUGGUGCUCAACCUGGGCUCCUAGAGGGGAGUGAAAGGGGGGAGCGGGCUGCACGCGUUUCAGCACAGAUUCACGGAGCCUCUCUACCCGGCGCUUGGCAUCAACCGUAACGACGACUCGGUGAUGGUGCUCAACCUGGGCUCCUAGAGGGGAGUGAAAGGGGGGAGCGGGACGGGGACCAUGGUGGUUUGGUUU